AAAUGUUUUCGGGAAAUGUCCCCAACAAUAAUUAACUGGCUCUGAUCUGGACUUGGCUCUCAGCUCUACUUUGUUUGAUUUCGUUACAGACAAAAUGUGCGUCAGAUACCUUGGAUUUAUUCUUCUGAUUUGGUUUCCUGGAGCGCUACAUGCACAAAGUGCAGCACAGUCGUGUAGUGCUCCCAGACUGGAUGGUGGUUUCUUUGCCCCAAAACAACAGACUUAUUCUGACGGAACAAAGCUGAGCUAUACCUGUGAUGAAGGACGUAAACCAGCAGUGAAGGGUUGGUGGGCAACAAGCACAUGUCACAAUGGAGAAUGGUCUCCUGAACCACAGUGUAUAGAUGAAAAAUCCUGCUUGCAACCAACAAUCCCCAACGGGAAAUACACUGAAAACCAGAAUGGCUGGUACAACGAAGGACACAUGAUUAGGAUAACGUGUAAUGACGGAUAUGAACCCAAAAACAGGGACGUCACAGCUGAGUGUUUAGAUGGAGCAUGGUCCUCUGUGCCUGUUUGUGAGAAAAGCAUCUACGCAUGCGAUGAGCCCCCGAAAAUCCCCCAUGCUGUAAUCGUUCAUUUGGAAUACCAGGAAGUGUUUGCUGCAGAUUCAGAAGUACAGUAUGAAUGUGAAGAUGAAUAUACUGUAGAAGGAGCAGACACCAAAACAAACAUAAUUUGCAUCGCUGGAAACUGGACUGAAGGCCCAACGUGCAGAUCAUCUGCUAGCUCACACUCAAAUGACAGUGAGACUGAACUUUCAGUCACAGAAGUCAGCAACUGUGGAGAAUACCCCGUAGUUCCUAAUGGUGAUGUUGUGGAAACUCAUGAAAUGUUUUUGAGGUACCAAUGCGCUGCUUUUUACAAGCAAGUGGGUCCAGACAGAGUGGAGUGUUACAACAACAGCGAGUGGUCAGAAGUACCCACCUGUGAAGCUGCCUUCUGUUCUGUGGACACUGAUAAAUCCCCUGAGUUAAUAAAUGUUGGCGUUAAAUACUUAAAAGAUGGUGAGAAGGCGAGAUUGGAAUGUGUGCAUCAGGAUAAAUGGUGGACGACUCAUUAUUCUGUGGCCCGCUGCAAUAAUGGAAGUGUGACGCUUUCAAGAUGUUGUAGCUGGUGGCAUCUAAGGCAGGAUGUUUGCUGAGGCUGUAUCACCGAGAAGAAGAUGACUGCCACCUCUGGAUUUUCUCACCACUGACUGAAAACAGGCUGGAAGCUUUUCAGAGACAGCAAUGUUAUGAUUAUGCUGUCACACACCAUGUUGGGUUCAACAGAAUGAUUCUGAUUUUAAUUUUGAUCUAUAACUGCCUGCAUAAUGUGGGAGCAAAUUCUCUGUGUUUAAAGCUGAAAAGAAGUUGAAUGUGGUGUAUAAUUUAUAUAGUUUUCUGGUUUGAGCUAAAGAGGGUGGGUGUUAGUCCUGAAUCUACUUUUCAAAGAAACACAUUACAUAUCUGUUUCUAAUCUUAAUUUUAAUUUUAAUUCAUUCACAUAUUUUUUAGCAUUAUAACAAUUUUUUAAUCUCUGUAAUAUCUUGUAACCAGAAUUAUUGUUAAGGUUUUAUCGUGUAAGGGGGAAACUCAAUGUGCUUUACCUAGCAGCCACAUUUAAAAAGAAUAACAGGAGGCCAGGGCCGGUCGCAGGGGCUCCGCACUGGUCAGAUGUAUGCAGGGGUGUUUCUGGGAUUUGAGGACAUAAAAUUCAAAUAUCAAAUCACUGAUGUAGGGGAAGAUGCAGCUGCCUUUGGAUUCAUGUCAAUGUAUCACUAACUGGAAACUUUCGAAAAUGUGAUUUAAAUAUGCCGACAAAGUGUCUGUUGGACUUCUUAAUCAUCAGUUUUUGGCUUUUUGUUUUGAUAUUUGAAAUCAAAUAAAAACAAACAAUCCCACAUAA
Molecule: messenger RNA, 1890 nt
Organism: Epinephelus fuscoguttatus (brown-marbled grouper)
Lineage: Eukaryota; Metazoa; Chordata; Actinopteri; Perciformes; Serranidae
Product: complement factor H-related protein 1-like
Exons: 9
Coding region: 95-1144 (349 amino acids)
Source: RefSeq, a predicted model, not a curated record